UGACAAGCACGGUGUGACGUCACGCGUUUUUUUCUUUCCCAGGGUCCGCAAUCUUGACUCGGCUCGAUGAGUCUGAUCUUGCGGCUGUCGCACAUCAAUGCAUCACAUUUCAGUGUCGGUCUCUUCAAAGCAGCGUUUAUUAGCCAGCGAGUUAAUGUUCUGUCGAACCUUGGCCCCUUAAAGAAAGGGGUCUUGAUGAAGGACCGGACGAUGGCAAGUGCGACGAUAGUGGCAAUGCUGGGGAGCCAGUUUCCAUAAGACCACGAGCUCCCCCAAACGCGAAAAGAACCGACGUAUAAGGGUACCACAGGUGCUCAAAAAAGGUCGCCGGAAGGCACCUUGUGACAGAAAACCAUAUUCUUCCGGUAGCAUGAUGGUCGUAGCGGGAAUGUGGUGACGGGGUCACACAGCUGGCAGAACAUGCGGUACACUGCCCCUCCUUGUAAUUGGGAUUCGGAGAGCGUUUAAGGACUCUAAUAAUUUCGGGUCGGACGUUCGAACAGCGUCACGCUACCACUCUCAACCGAUAUCCCACUGCUCAAGUUCAACUCAUUGUUACUAAAAGCGCCUUUGAUGUUCGCCUAUUUCGCAAUUCAGGGGACGAUGUAUUUCCGUCAUGCUCUGACGAGAAAAGUUCAUCUGCUUCCCAGCCAAAGGAUGACGCAAGUAAUGUCUGCGGCGGCCCAGGUAGGAUUAACACUCCUUGCGUUGUACGUAGGUCAAUCCCACGGAGCAUUAUACGAAGAUGCUACGAGGCUUCCUUCACGACCUUUCGACUUCAUCAUUCUUGGUGGCGGAACGGCAGGAAGCGUUCUCGCAAACCGACUGACCGAAAACGUAAACUUCCAUGUUCUUGUGCUCGAGGCUGGUUCAAGCAACAUUACCUCAACCUUCACUGAAGUCCCAUUCUUCUGCAACCCAAUACAUCCGCAGUUUGACUGGAAUUAUACGACAACACCUCAAACUGGGCUCGAUGGUCGAUUAGUUUCUUUUCCUCGUGGCUUUGUGCUCGGUGGAAGCAGUUCCGUUAACGGGCUAUUCUACUCUCGUGGCACCAAAGAUGACUUCGACCGUUAUGCGGACGUCACCGGGGACCCAGGAUGGUCGUGGAAUAGUCUUCGACCGUACAUCGCAAUGAAUGAAAAACUUACUCCGCCUGCAGAUCGCCACAAUACUACGGGCCAAUACGACCCCGACAUUCACAGUUUAACUGGAAUCAAUUCUGUCAGUCUUCCCGGGUGGCCUCGACCAAUAGACGACUCCGUGAUACAAGCCUCUCACGAACUCGGAGGCGAAUUUUCGUUCAAUCUGGACCAUAACUCCGGAAACGAACUUGGAUUGGGAUGGGCGCAACUGACUAUCAACGGGAACAAACGGAGUAGUGCUGCGACUUCUUACCUUGCACCAUAUUACUUGUCAAGGAAGAACUUGCAUGUUUUGGUGAACGCAAGGGUGACCCGAGUACUCGAGGUUCGGCCUGGAACGCUGGAUUUUAGAGGAGUGGAAUUCACUCAAAGUCCCGAUGGACCCCGUCACCAUAUAAAUGCGCGUAAAGAGGUUCUUCUCUCAGCAGGAACCAUCGGAUCUACUCAAAUCCUUCUUCUCUCUGGCAUCGGUGACUCUAAACACCUAACAUCGGUCGGGAUUCGGCCGAUAUACGACCUGCCUGGGGUUGGUCAGAACCUCUCAGACCAUACGCGGAUAGGAAACAAUUUUCUAGUAAAUUCUACCAACACCUUUGACGAGAUCUCUCGAAAUCCCACUCUUUCGCAAGAGCUGUUGGAGCAGUGGAAGACAAACGGCACAGGCCCGCUGGUGGAUACUUUCAUCAAUCAUCUCAUAUUCAUGAAACUGGACGAUAGCGUUAUGAAAGCCCACGGUUUCGACCAGGAAGAUCCUGCGGCUGGCCCGAACUCAGGUCACAUCGAGCUUGGGGUUUCGAACGGGUUCAUUGGCAACUUACCCACCACUGGUAACUUCAUUGGAAUUACCGCUCGCGUUAUAUCACCGACAUCUCGAGGUUCAGUCAAACUCAACACCUCGGAUUCAUUCGACAGCCCGCUUAUUGACCCAGGGUUCCUUACUACCCAAUUCGACAUCGUAGCUAUGAGGGAAUCAAUUAAAAAGUCAAUCAAAUUCCUGGCUGCCCCUGUCUGGAACCGCUAUGUGCUGGGACCUUACGGACCGUUGGCUAAUGCUACUACGGAUGACGAGAUUGACGCGUAUGUGAGACAACUGACUGGAAGUUCUGCGCAUCCGGUUGGAACGCUUGCCAUGUCCCCGAAGGACGCGACGUAUGGGGUCGUGAACCCUGAUCUGAGAGUGAAAGGUGUGCGAGGGCUGAGGGUUGUGGAUGCGUCAGUCUUCCCCUUCAUUCCGAGUGCGCAUACUCAAGCUCCUGUGUAUAUCAUCGCCGAAAGAGCUGCAGAAUUGAUUGCCACAGCAUGGGUUUAGGAAGGUCUGAACAAAUUUAACAUUCAGCCAGUAUACAUCGGCCAUACUUAGCUUGUAUCUAGCAGUGUAUAUAUUGCCAAUAUCAUACUAAAUCUAGCCG
Marasmius oreades (fairy-ring Marasmius) is the source of this 2554-nucleotide messenger RNA. RefSeq lists its product as uncharacterized. The record is from RefSeq and is a predicted model, not a curated record. Gene Ontology annotation, molecular function: flavin adenine dinucleotide binding; oxidoreductase activity, acting on CH-OH group of donors. The transcript is spliced from 13 exons. NCBI's taxonomy places the organism in Eukaryota, Fungi, Basidiomycota, Agaricomycetes, Agaricales, Marasmiaceae. The coding region runs from base 574 to 2454 and encodes 626 amino acids.